Messenger RNA from Puccinia graminis f. sp. tritici CRL 75-36-700-3, 3888 nucleotides. RefSeq lists its product as uncharacterized. Gene Ontology annotation, molecular function: ATP binding; nucleic acid binding. The record is from RefSeq and is a predicted model, not a curated record. Bases 1 to 3888 code for a protein of 1295 amino acids. Gene Ontology annotation, cellular component: chromosome; nucleus. The transcript is spliced from 9 exons. Lineage: Eukaryota; Fungi; Basidiomycota; Pucciniomycetes; Pucciniales; Pucciniaceae.
AUGCAGCAUUAUCGUUGUGCUCAAUGUCCUGCUAUCUUUUCUUCAAUUUCAUCACGUAAGAAUCAUGUAAGACACGAACAUCAAUCAACUGUCCAUACCAAGGAUAUACAUGGCUCUGUGGUGAUUAUUGAAAGAGUCAAUAAUCGUUUUUCAUGCCCUCAAGUAGCUUGCUCAUACUCUACUGUCAAAGCAUCCUUGAUGCAGACUCAUUAUCAUAAUUGUCGAUCCAAAAUUCGCACUUCAGUUCCUUCUGUGGCCAGCCAUACUCCUAGGGUGGUGGUUCAAUCUAGAGUGAUUCCUGCUGGAAGCCAAGUGCAAGAGCUUGCUGGAUGGAGGGAGUUUGGGGUUUAUUAUCACAAACUGGCCAAGCUGUUGCUGUGCUCAAAUGAGGGUUGCCACGUCUGUGUUAAAGCUGAAGAGAUCUCAUCUCACCUCCAGACUCAACAUCAUAUCAAAUUCAAUGUGGACAAAAGCAUGCUUGAUGGCAUAGUCCAAGCUCCUCCUCAAGACAUUUACAAUCUUCAGCAGCCCAUUACUCCUUUCCGAGGAGUUCGAAUGUACAUGGGUGUUGUAUGUAAUGUGUGCUACUAUGCUUGUGUCCAGUUGGACUCUAUGCGGAAGCACUUUGUGUCCCAUCAUUGGGUUCCAGAGUUCCAAGAUGGAGGCUGGAGAAACAAUAUUAGCCAGUCUUGGGUUCAGACUCUUCUGCGGCACCAACAUCGUCGAUUUUUCCAUGUUCUUCCGACUCAUCCGGAUGACGAUAUUAUCCCAGACUCAAACACCUCUUCCAGUGUCAUUACCAGUCGCCAGGCCAGUGGCCUUUUGGCCCAGCUUCCACCCCCUAUCAGCAUGACUUCUCUUGGAGUGCACAAUCCAGCUGGGAUUAGGGACACUCCAACUUGUGAUGAGAUUGGAAACAAACCACUUGGCUCCCUUGCGGCAUCGGCGAUCAAAAAAUACUCUGGUUUAUUGGCCUUGUUCUUCAUCUUUUGCUUAGAAAUAUCCCAUAACCCCCGACUUGGUCUUCCAGCUUGUAUUAUCAAUCCAUUAGCCCUCAAGCUUCUUGAUCAGCUCCAUGAUCAUCUUACAACAAGUCCACCUACCAUCCCUUCUCACUUGAUUCCUGAAUGUCUUGUUGCUCUAUUCAUCCAAUCAAACCCUCAUGGUACACCAGACACCUGUUUUCAUGUUCUUCAGUUUGUUGCUUUGUCGAUGAUCAAAGAAGAUGGUUCCUUUCAGCCCCAUGGCCUAGUGACUAGGCUCCUUGCUCCUCUUCAAUACUGUCUUCGAGUGUCUUUUGUUGAAUUGUACUUGGCUUUCUCUGCCUGCACUCCAUCCCCCGAUACCAACCUUGGACUGAUCUUCCACAACGGUCUAAAUGGCCAAGUCGAGAAUAUGUGGAACUAUGUAAUUGAAGGGACAGUCAACACACCAUUCUGGGGUCUUCGAUCCUGGAUGCACCUCAUGGCGACUGUUACAAUGACUGAGGGGCUCCCUGAGACGACACAUUGGAUAGACAGUGGCUGCACGCAACUGGCCAUUAACAACCUGACUGUAUCGUUGGAUGAUGUCAAGCACACAAUUCAGCAAACCUUUCAGAGUAUUGAGCAACUGCUCUCUUUGCUCACUCAAGGUGUCAAGUUGCCAGUGUUUGAUCGGGUGGCAUAUGAGGAUCAGCCUCAUAUGGUUGAUGUUGGAUUCAACUAUCUAGUGGCCUCUGCAAAAUACCACGACCAGUACUCAGGUCGAUAUCUCUUAGAAUCAUGGAUGGCUGCAGGAGAUCCAUGGGGUUUUUCAAAAUAUGGCGAAACCUGGGAUCGAUCGACUGUUCAAAAAUGGCUAGACAUGGCGAAUGAACUUACCAAAGCUCUUUACUUUUGUGUCCAUUGUGGAUGUGGCCAACCUGCAAGAGGAACCGAAGAAAUGACUGUCAAGAUAGUUAAUACCCCAGAAGCAAUGCGGAAUGUAUUCUGGCGUAACGCAUUUGCAUCAUUAUUUGGCUUUCAUCCGGCCUACUCAAAUCUUUUGGAUCAACUUGACCAUAUACAACAUCUAUUGACGCAUCUUUGGGUUGACACUUCACUUGGACUUUUUACUACUUCCCAUCAAACAUCGGUUCUCCACCGGACAUUUGUGAAGCAUAAUGUUGCCCCACUUGGGGUGAAUCCUUGGAGACACCUCUGUGUUGCGGUUUGUGAUCAGUGGCUAAAGGAGCACCCCCGAAUUGGUCUUGUUGAUGAUGAUGAAGAUGAUGAGGAAGGAUCAAAUCAUGUCUUGGAUAUUCAAAGGAACCAUACGAGCCGAACAGCCAACUGGGUUUAUGGAGGAACUAGUGGGCACAGUAUGGACCGUCGUGCCGAGUAUCAAUUCCGUCAAGCCUGCACAAUUUGGCAAGAUUUUUGGGGUGUGAAUUGGGAUUAUAGUUCUUCUUCCUUGGUUGGCCCCGUCACUCCGGUUAUUCCCUUGAGUCCAUCGCAGCUUGCCAUGCAAGCGCUGCAGCAGUUUACUAGGGAUCCGUCACCGAGUUGGAAAUCACCCUUUCAGCAAUUGUGGAUCACUGCUGUAUUAGAAGCCGAUCAAGAUCUUCUUGUUGUUGCUCGAACAGGUGGGGGCAAGUCUCUGGCGUAUUUGUUGCCACCUUUGGUUGAACCAACACAGCUGUCUGUUGUGAUUCAGCCACUCAAAGCACUUGGACACGAAACUAUGAAGAUACUUGAGUCGCAUCAUAUUGAGGGAUUCUAUGUGGAUCAAGCACUCAAGCAGGACAUACCUCAUAACACUCGGGUAUUGGUUGCGUCGGUUGAAGCGGCAUCUCAGAUUGGAUUUUUCACUGCAGUCAGCAAGUUGAAACCAAGACGGUUUAUUAUUGAUGAAGCGCAUCAGUAUCUAGAUGAUGUGACUUACCGAAAUUACAUGGCUGGUGUCGCUCGGUUGAGGGAGAUUACUGGACAGUUUGUUUUUAUGACUGGAUCGUUGUCACCUGCAAACCAUACACAGUUGUUGCAAGGAAUCUUCAACAUGGUACAAGUCAAAACUUUCCGAGAGCCAACAGUUCGACCGGAACUGCUGUGGGAAGUCAAGGAUCACCAACUUGGGUCUGCAGAAGCGUUGUUGCAUCUAGUAGCUGCUACCUGGCAAAGUGAAUGCAAGGAUGACUCAUCACGAGGGAUGGUCUUUGUGCAGUCGCAUGCGGGGGUUGAAGCUCUUUAUCAGCAGUUGGAGCGCAUGAAGGUUCCGGUGACGUAUUAUCAUGCUGGUCUUGAUGUGGAUCUGGCAAAAUCUAAUGCCAACCAGUGGAGGGUUACUGGCCGGUGUGUAAUGGUAGGAACAUGUGCAUUUGGGACUGGAAUCAAUUAUCCACAUGUUCGGUUUGUGAUUAUCCUGGGAAUUCCAAACCGAGGGAAUAUCAAUCAAGUGUUUCAGCAGGCUGGUCGAGCAGGGCGAGAUGGGAAAUUGGCCAAGAUUAUCUUGGUUUCACAAAAGAAAAGUCCGUGGGAUCCAGAUGGAUUUACGCAGACACUUCUAAGUCCUGGAACAUGCCCUGUGCGAGCAUUUUCGACUGUUCUUGAUGAAUCACCAUCCUCAUGCCUCAGUUUGGAUGUUUCCAGAAAGUGUUCUGUGUGCUCUGUGAUUGGAGGACGUGUAAAGGGUCUUGUGGUUGACGAUACGAACAAAACGACUGACGGAUUGGAUGAAGCUGGGCUUAUGGAGUUGGACUCUUGGGAAAUAGAACGAGAUCAGCGUGUAGAUACAAGGGUGGCGAGGGUUGAGAAGGAUCAAAGUAUGAGGGCUGAGCGAGAUUUGGGUUGGGCAUACUUGUAUUGGGAAUGGAUUGAGAUCUCGCUGUUUCUCAUGCAAGUCAAAUGCACAUUGGACUCGAGAGUGUAA